CCAAGUAUUAUCAUUCAAAACAAAAACACUCAAAAGUUCAUAACUGUUUAUAAGUAAAUAAAAAUGAAGUCGACCGUCGUGAUUUUUCUCAUGUACCUUCUCCUUGCUGUGCCUCGCUUUGUCGCUAUAGGAUCGGAAAAUACGGAUUCGGAGGUGUACGAGAUCGAUUACAGGGGGCCAGAGACACAUAACUCUAGACCUUCGCCGGAAACUUCGCACCGCAAGCCACCUUUCAUCCACCAUAAAACCUCCACCGUUGGAUCGGCCAGUGCUCAUGUUGGAGGGCAGAACUAGAGAGAUACUUUUUCCUAAGGAGGGAGGAGAGAGUCUCCGAAGCUUCAAGUUCAAGGAGAAGUAUAUAUACUAUGAGUCUGUGAUAAGGUUAAUGAUGCGGGUACACAAUUAUUGAUAAUAUUAAUACAUAUUUAUCAAAUGAUCUCCGAGUCAUAUCAUGUCCAGUAUUUUUCUUUCCUCUUUUUUUUUUUUUUUUCAUGUACCGUUCGUCACGUAUUUUAUAAUUUUCAGUCUGAAUCUCUUGGAAGAAAAUUCAAAUUAAAUCCUGUAAAUGCGUCAGUGUCGCCAUGCAUAUGAAUAUCACUGUCAUUCUCAUAUCUUUGGAUCA
Brassica oleracea var. oleracea is the source of this 622-nucleotide messenger RNA. RefSeq lists its product as uncharacterized. The record is from RefSeq and is a predicted model, not a curated record. The transcript is spliced from 3 exons. NCBI's taxonomy places the organism in Eukaryota, Viridiplantae, Streptophyta, Magnoliopsida, Brassicales, Brassicaceae. The coding region runs from base 64 to 294 and encodes 76 amino acids.